CAAUAAGACAACCACUUAUCGCGACUUCAAUUAUUGGCGACGCGUAGCGACACGUCGAUUCUUGUCGCGAUCUUUGGAUCAUCUUCAGCAGGAUUGUUCCUCACCUCGGAUUAUCGCAACUGGCUGACACAGAAAUUGGUGCCCUGCGAGAUCUGCGCUGACUUACCCCGCGUUCACCCCUUUAUCCUCUCCAGUGUUCUUUAUUAAUUUUUUUUUAUUUCUUCUUUGCUGCCCGUCAUAUACUGUCGGUUCCCGAACCCCGGCUUCCGCUCGGAACCCACGCAGAUCAUCUGGGCCAUACAUCUAUCUGCCUUCAGACAUGCAUAUGGUAUAACGUCCGGCGCAAUUUCCGACUGCACAAAUCCAAACGCCUCAUUUCGCGAUUAGGCCUAAUCCUGCAAAGAAUACAUUAACCCGUCAUGUCCGUUCCAAGACCUGGAAUGCGGCCUAUGCCGCCCCGAAGUGGCCCGAGGGCGCCUUCAAUGGGACGUCUGGCCAGUCUCAAGCCACCAAGCUCGACUCCCAUCAGGCGUCCCCAGCCUAUCUCCCGGCCUCAACCUGUCAGGCCGACAACCCAUCCCAAGACCACUACCUGUCCCAACCCGGGCUGCCCUGCCCCUCAGAUCGUAGAGGAUGACGGACAGAAGGUUUGUUCCGGGUGUGGUACUGUCAUUAGUGAGGCAAACAUUGUCUCUGAAGUCACUUUCGGUGAAACCUCCUCGGGUGCUGCCGUCGUGCAGGGAACGUUCGUCGGCGAAGACCAAUCCCACGUCCGCAGCACGGGUCCUGGUCGAUUUCAUGGCGCCUCUGAAAGCCGUGAGCUUACCGAAGCCAAUGGUAACCGUUAUAUUACGCAGCUGUCCCGCGCCUUGAUGAUUCCGGAGAGUGCCUCAAAAGCUGCUACGCAGGUGUUCAAGCUGGCGGUCGGACUGAACUUCAUCCAAGGUCGCAGGACCAAGACGGUUGCGGCUGUCAGUUUGUACAUCGCCUGCCGUCGACAGGACGGCAACACGGUCAUGCUCAUCGAUUUCGCCGAUGUGCUGAUGCUGAACGUUUUCAAGUUGGGCCGAACAUACAAGGCUUUGUUGGAGGAGCUACGUCUCGGUGGCACCAUCUUCCUCAUGAAUCCCAUUGAUCCUGAGAGCUUGAUAUAUAGAUUUGCCAAACAACUGGAAUUUGGGCCUAGCACAAUGCAGGUUGCUAGUGAGGCGGUCCGCAUUGUGCAGCGCAUGAACAGAGAUUGGAUGACUACAGGUCGUCGCCCUGCUGGUAUUUGUGGUGCAGCACUGAUUCUUGCUGCCCGCAUGAACAACUUCCGCCGUACGUGUCGAGAAGUGGUAUACGUGGUGAAGGUGACCGAGAUCACCAUCAAUCAAAGACUCAACGAGUUUAGCUCGACCGAGAGCGUUCAAUUGGAGAAUGCGCACGACCCGCCCUCUUUUGCUCGCUCUCGAGAGGGACGAAAACCAUCGCGGUCCUUCAAGAGGAAACCCGCUGAGACCGCCGCAGAAAUUGAGGGUGAUGUACCAGAAGUCCAGCAGCCAAGGCGGGUGGAUUCCGAUGGCUUCGCCAUUCCUAAUCUGCCCAUCGACCCGGCGUUGAUGGCUACCGAUCAAAAUCAGAGAAGGCAGUCGACUGCCUCCGUGGCAAGUGACGCGACAUCGGAGCUUGGAGAAGACACCGCCACGGUUCGCCCGAAAGGGAAGAGACCCCAGUUGCCUCCGCCAUCGGCGGAACAAAUCGCGUCUGAGGAGGCGCUCGAGAACGAAAUGGCUUCUUAUCUAACACAGGGCUCCAACAUGGUGGAGAGCACCCUCAUGCCGCCCAAGCCCACCGUGUCCGAUAGCGCAGAGAUCGAUGCUGCUGAGUUCGAAUCGGAUCCCGAGGUGGCCCAUUGCUUACUUUCUCCUGCUGAAGUGGAGAUCAAAGAGCGAAUCUGGGUCCACGAAAACAAAGACUAUCUGCGCGCACAGCAGGCCAAAGCCCUGAAACGCGCCUUGGCGGAGGCUGAAUCUCAGCCGGGUGCCGACGGCCGAGUCACCAAGCCUAGAAAACGCCGCAAAGGCCGACUGGGAGAUGUCACCUACCUCGAAGGCGACGCAGAAGAUGGAGAUGGACGGAGCACCCGUGCUUCGACCCCCGCCGAAGCGACCCGUCGCAUGUUGGAACGCAGAGGGUUCAGUAAAAAGAUCAAUUAUCGACUCUUGGAUUCUCUCUUCGACGAAGGAGGCAACGAUGAGGCUUCGAAAGCCAAAGCCGAGAGUCUUAGUCGAAGCCAAAGCCGCAGUUAUAACCAGGGACUUUACUCGGGAAUCGUUUCUAACGAGAAUUUUCUUGAGGUUGUGGAUCAUCCUGGCUCGGCCAUGGUCGGAUUCAUAGUGGGUAUAUACAACCUAGGAUGCCUGCUUGGGACGGUGAUUUCGUUCCUGCAAAGUGACCAGCUCGGGUUUCGAAGGUCGAUGUGGUUCUCGAUGGCUGUGAUCCUGAUUGGCGGCGCGGCUCAGACAUGUUCAUUUUCCAGGACUCAGACACUCGUGACCCGAUUCUUCACGGGCAUUGGGACUGGAGUGAUGACAGCAGCUGUGCCGGUGUAUCAAUCGGAAUUGUGCGACGCACGGAAACGAGGAAUGUACGUCUGUAGCCAGCCUCUUGCAGUCAGUAUCGGCAUCUGCGUGGCUUAUUGGUUUGACUACGGUUUGAGCUAUGUCGACGGCUCCAUCAGUUGGAGACUCCCAGUUGCUUGUCAGAUACUCCUCGCAGUUGGAGUGGCUGUCCUUAUUCUCGGACUCCCAGAAAGCCCCCGAUGGUUGUAUCGCCACAAAAAGGAGGAAGCUGCAUUACGCGUGCUCUGCGACUUCUAUGAUCGACAGGCAGAUGACCCAAAGGUCAUUCAAGAGGCAGAAGGCAUUCGCCGCGCCAUCGAGGCUGACAAUGCCCGAGGGGAGUACAGGUGGUCUCAGAUCUUCAAGAAGGAUGAGCUCAACACCGGGCGCCGGGUCUUGCUGGCCUAUGGACUGCAGUUCAUCAACCAGAUGGGAGGUGUCAAUGUGAUUGUUACCUACUCGACAAUUGUCCUGCAAUACAACGUGGGCCUGGAUGCCAAGUUGAGUUUAUUGCUGGGUGGAGUCAUUGAGCUCAUGUUUGUCAUAGGGUCCUUUUAUCCCACUUUUUACGCCGAUCGCCUGGGACGUCGAGGCCCGAUGAUGUGGGGAUCGUUCGGGCAAUUCCUAUGCAUGCUACUGAUUUCCAUUCUUCUAUCAUUUAAGGGUAAUAAGAAGCUCGGAACCGAUCUCGAGCGACCAACCGCCACGGCGUCAGUGCCGUUUUUCUUCCUCUUCAUGCUCAUCUUCGGAGCGUCUAUCAACUGCAUACCGUGGGUGUACGGACCGGAGAUCCUUCCCCUGCAUGUCCGCAACAAAGGGUCCGCCAUCGGUAUCUCAGCAAAUUGGCUGUGGAAUUUCUUCGUCGCAAUGAUCGCCCCCGUCCUCAUCCAGGACCUGGAAUGGAAGGGGUACCUUAUCUUCAUGUGUUUCAAUCUUCUCUUUGUGCCGAUCAUCUACUUUUACUACCCUGAGACGGCCAAUAUGAGUCUGGAAAACAUCGACCAGCUCUUCAUGGAAAAGAAGGCAUACCAGUCUGAAGAAUCGGGUCAGACUACAAAGGGGUCUGUGACAUGCACGGAGGUUACGGAGAUACGCCUGUGAGUGGACGUUCGUUUUUGAGGUGUUGUGCGGUGGAGUUGUGGUGGAGUUGCGGCGAGGUGGAGGGAGAAGUGUCGUUGAUUGGAGAGACUGUAUCGAUGGGAGAAGGUGGAAGCAGGGAGCUGGUUGAGAAAUGGAUUCGAGCGAUGAGAUGAAGGGGUGGUGUAUUGACAGUGGGGCUCGAGUUGUUUUUCAUCGUAGUCAUAAGUUCUUAAUCGUUAGCAAAUAGUUUAUAUCCUGUAGACACAAGUACUAG
Aspergillus saccharolyticus JOP 1030-1 is the source of this 3957-nucleotide messenger RNA. RefSeq names its product transcription factor TFIIIB subunit BRF1. The record is from RefSeq and is a predicted model, not a curated record. Gene Ontology annotation, molecular function: carbohydrate:proton symporter activity; TBP-class protein binding. Bases 420 to 3704 code for a protein of 1094 amino acids. The transcript has 11 exons. Gene Ontology annotation, biological process: transcription preinitiation complex assembly; transmembrane transport; carbohydrate transport. NCBI's taxonomy places the organism in Eukaryota, Fungi, Ascomycota, Eurotiomycetes, Eurotiales, Aspergillaceae. Gene Ontology annotation, cellular component: membrane.